AUGGAGCACGAGUUUGAGAAAAUGAUAAACAACCCUGUAGCGGAGCCGGUGAAGUCGUGCGCGGCCGGGGCCAGUGAGGAAGUACGAGCCAAGAAUCGAAGCGGCGAUUGUUUGCCUUACGACAGAAACAGGGUUAUAUUGACCCCUCUACCUGGACGAGACUUCUCCACUUAUAUUAACGCAUCAUUUAUAGAAGCAUACGACAAUUCUGAAGGGUUCAUCAUCACACAAGAUCCUCUGCCUACCACGAUAGCGGACUUUUGGCGAAUGGUCUCUGAACACAAUGUCUCUACCAUAGUGAUGCUCAGCGAGAUCGGCGAGGGCAAAUGUCCUCGGUAUUGGGACGACGGUACAACGCAGUACGAUCACAUCGACGUACAAUACGAGGAGAGCGAUUCGUGCCCUUACUACACGCGACGUCAGUUCCGUGUCACCAAUAAUAAGAACGGCGACACGAUAUCAGUACGCCAGUUGCAGUACCAGGGCUGGCCGACGGCUCCGGGCCACGUGCCCGAGGUGACGCGGGGCGUUGCUGAACUAGCGGACGCCGCGCGCUCACAUCACGCCCACGCCCCACCCAUGCUCGUGCAUUGCCACUUGGGCACGGAGCGGUCGGCUUUAUUUGUGGCUCUAUGCAUACUGAUCUGUCAGUUACGCGUAGAACGACGCGUCGAUGUGAACAGCGUGGCGCGUAAAGUGCGCUCACAGCGGGCGAGAACCAUAGACACCUUCGUGAGUAUUAUCUAUACUAGUAUUAUAGAGAGGUUUUGUUUGUAA
Messenger RNA from Diatraea saccharalis (sugarcane borer), 777 nucleotides. NCBI's taxonomy places the organism in Eukaryota, Metazoa, Arthropoda, Insecta, Lepidoptera, Crambidae. The record is from the annotation of a GenBank genome assembly.